CCUGCAGAGAAAAGGAAGGAACCAUCUCAGGCACAAAAGCCUGCUGUAGAUCUUGAGAAAUUGCGAAGAGAAAGAAUUGAAAAAGAGAAAGCAAGACAAGCGAGGGAGAAACAAUCCCGCAUCAAUCAGCAAAAACUUGUGGACAAACAGAGACUGCAUCAUAUCAACAAGGCCAGAGAGGCUGGUUGGCGUCACACACUAAGUUCAGGAUCUGGUGGAUCUAACGGUGUGGAGAAUAACGGCCAAUCAAACGAUGAGCCGCCAGUCAAAGAACCCAGGAUAGAUCCUGACAAGGCUAAACGUGAAGUCAAGCCUUUCAAACCUCUCCAAGAAAGAGGUAACUACGACAAUUACCACAAGUACCUGGAUAACCUCCGUGCCAGAGCUCAAGGUGCGGAGGUGGGGCAGGGCGGGGCAGCCAUGUUCAGAAGGCAGGAGGAAGGGAGGGCGUGGCCAGAUGAGGCAGCAGCGAGGCAGAACAUCAGGGAUCGUCCAGUAUCAGCCAGCGCCGCUGAGGCAGCCCGACGAGGAGAGAUGGCAAGGAAUGCCGGUGCUGAGGCAGCAGACAGAGCGAGGCUGGUGGAAGACUUCUUGGCCAACAAACGAGCAGCAGCGGCCAAUAAAGCGAGGGUCUCCAACCCGUUUGGACCGAGCCCAGCCUACAACCAGCCAGCUCCAUCUAUCGCACCAUUUGCUGGUAAUGCCAAAGGAAGAAAUCCCCAAGAAGAGGAGUAUUUGGAGCGUCUGAAGGCGAUACGGAUGCAGAAUUUCCAGGAGAGACGAAACCUCCAAGAGAAAGUUGCAGCUGGAGAGGGAAAGGCAGUCAAGGCAUCUCUGGAGUCUGAAGUUCGAAGGAAAAAGAUUGAGGCACUCAAGGCCCAAGCUGAUGAGAAGGCUGCCAAACUGAAGGAACAGCUUGAGAGACAGAGACGAGAGGCAUACGAGAAGGAGAAGAAAUCCUGGGAAGACCACUUGGCCAAGAAGAGAGCUCAAGACGCCAAAAGGCCAGCAGCAGUACCAGCUGCAGUACCAGCCAAGGGCCCAGCAGCUGCAGUGGUACCCCUGACAGCAGUGUUGAAGGAUGUUGGAUGUGAACUUCUACCAUCAGAGACGCCUGAGCUUAAAGAUGAAGCCUUGUCCAAACCUGCAGUGCCACAGGAGGAGCAAGGCGGAGAUCGUAAAAAGUGGGGAGAUAAUGCAGCCAUCAAUCUGGGUAAUCUGCCGUUACAAGAGACAGCAUCAGGCAUGGAAGCCACCGGUGCAGGUGAUGUUGUCAUAAUGAAUGCAGGAGCCGCGGCCAGUGUUGGGGGAGGGGGCGGAGGGUUGGGAGGGGGUGGGAAGGGAGCAUUUGGCCCUCCACCACCCCUGCCUCAAGGACGUAAGAAAUGGGGUGGGCCUGCACAGACAGCGCUGAAUGCCUUGCAGAAGGCAGAGAUUGUUGAAGGUACGACCACCCUAUUAACAGCUGAUCCAACAGGUGGGGCUCCAAUGGGUGUAACAAUAGUCAAAGAUGAGCCAAGUCCUCGUAAACUGCCCAUCGCCAAGGGAACCAUCACCAUAGCCGCUGGAGCUAAGAAAGGAAGUGAUGACACAGAUGCUGGUUCCAUUGAGACUAUUGAUGUAAAGGAGACCCAAGUUAAGCCCAGCCCAGGCCAAUCGAUAUCUGAUGUGCCUAAUAAACCACGCUCUGCCUGGGGUCAGUCUCCAAGCUCCGUGCCUAAAUCACCAGAUACGCCAACCACUCCCACCACACCCAAAGAAGAGUCGGAGCAGACUCUCAGGGCCCCUUUGUCACCCAAGAAACCAGUAAGUCCCAGGAGCUCCACCAGUCUGGACAAAGCCUCCAGCCCGGACAAAGCCUCCAGCCCGAACAGGAGCUCUAGCCCAGACGUUACUUCUAGUCCAGCAAAGGCCUCAAGUCCAGAUAGGGCCUCUUCUGCAGAGAAAGCUAGCCCUGUAACGAGUACAAGCCCAGUCAAGAUGACCAGUCCUCGGAAGUCACCAAGUCCGGUUAAGGCGUUGCUUUCACCAGACAAGAUCAGUGACAGGCCAGAACCGAAGAAAGAAAGUGCUGAAAAGACUAUGCCAAAACAGGAGAAAUGCGAUGACAUUGCACAACCUAAACCAAUUAGUCAAGAAACCCCUGGAAAACAAGUUACGGCCACCUCAAAGAUUUCUUUCACCCCAACUCGUUCCCCUACCGCGGAAUCUACAACCUCACCCGAGAAAUCCAUACACAAAGGGUCAGACAUCCAACCAAGCACUGAGAUUGUGGACAAAGGCCAAACGCAGCAAGCCCAAUAUGUGCAGACAGACUUACUUGAUGAACAAUCAAACCAAAAAGACCAAAGUGAAGAAAUCACCUCUGAUUCUAAACAUUCCUCUUCCAAAAUCAGCAUUCCUAGUUCCCCAGACCUAGCUCUGACUUCCCAAAUUGAAGAUAUAGAGAACCCAGAUGAUAUCAUAACCCUAGAUGACCCCCCUAGGAGCCCAGUGCACCCUGGAGAUAGCCCCACUAAACCCAAACUUAGCCCAGGGGCACCCAGUUACCCCAGCUGUGAUGCAUGGAAAACCUCACAGCCUAAGCCACUGCUCUUUCCAGAAGCUCUUGUGAGUCAGGUUGAGUUUGAAAGUGAUGAGGAUGACGAUGAACAAGAUCAAUCCUUGUACAAGACGGCUAACAGAUCCGAUGUUGUUGAAGGACUAGAAACAGGGAACUUUGACACUGAUGCUAAGAUUUUGAGGACAUGCUCCAUGCCAGACCUCAGCAAGCUCUUCCGCACCACGCUAGCCCUGAACCCGUUCUUUGAGGUGGAGAAGCAGACAAUGGAAAUAGCUGCCAGGACCUUGGAGCUUGAGCUAGCUGACCUACAGGUUCAGGAUGUGGAUGAGUCUGAGGAUGAGGAAGACUCGACUGAGGACGGAGAGGAUGAUGUUGAUGCCGACGAUGGAGGAGAUGAAGCUGAUGGUGAUGACGAUGAAGAAUACAGAAGUCUAGUAGAAUCCAUGAAGAGCAUCCUGGAAGCAACAGAUGCAGAGGAUCAGGCAGGGCUUGCCAAUAGGGAGGAUGAGGGGUCGCCUAGAGGGUCAGAUGAGAGGUCGUCCAAGUCCUCAUCACCAGUAGGAGCAGAGGGCGGCGAGGAUGAAGAUGAUAUAGCUGAUGGUAAUGAGUCUGGAGAGAGUAAACCCAUCAAUGAGGAUUGGGACUCGGGCGAUGGCACCGAUGGCGAGGGGGACGGUGACAGCGAGAGUCUCUUCAGUCGACUGGAGGAAUCUAGACUACAGUUGGAGAAGGAACUAGGGUGUGAGACAUUCAUCAAGGCGUACAAGUCCAUACAGGCCAUUCACGAGGAUGAAGAUGAAGAUAUAGAGCAAGGCACCAAAGUGAUAGGCAGCAUCCUGGCUGAAGGUCAAGAGCAUCUCUACACUAAGAUACUCCAACUAGUCAUGGCUGAUGGCGCAUACACUGAAGAUAAUGAUUGAUGAGAGAGAAGUGACAUUCCUUUGAUUUGCAAGGCCAUGCAGACACCAUGAUGGUCAAAUCAGUGGUCCUGUCUCAAUUGGUCACAUGGAAGUUCACACUUAAAGGCUGUGUCUGUAUUCUUAAGCGCUCUGCUUACCAAAAAUGUAGUACUGUGGCAAAAGAAAUCUGAGCUCUCUCAGUUGCAUGUUAGUGUCUUUCCGUUAUUUAAUUGACAAAGAAAUCAGGUAUGCAAACUGCUGAAUGUUAAAAAGAAGUGUGUUUUCUUUGAAAGCAGAAAUUAACUACAAAGUAGCCUGGAUGCAUAUAUAUCCUUUGCUGUUUAGGUCGUUGAUUUAGGCCACAACACUGAAUGUCCUAAUCAUAUUUUUUUGGGUCAUUGCAUUUGGUUACUGCUGUGUUUAAAGCAUUAUCCUCCAGCCAGGCUGGGCUCACAAUGGCUUCUUGUUAGAUAUCAGCGCCUUGUGUACACUUGCAGAAGAUCUAGCACUAAGCAACUUUUACGCCUCUGAUUGCUCGCAACUGCCAAAUGCAGCUAUUUGUACAUGUACAUUAACUGUAACAGUUUGCAUUGCUGAAGCUCAGCAGAAGCAGAAAUCUCCAAAACUAAGAUGUGCCAUCACAAACCAGGUGACAUGAUGGGUUACGUUUCGCCCAGGACAAUAUUCUUUGAACUGUUGUGGAAGAUGACUGUGUAAAUGAUAUAUGCAAACAAUGUCACAUGGUGCCCUGAAAGUCACUGUAUUUUUACAGGUGUAGUGCUGUUUGAAUAGUGCUUGGUAGCAUAUCCUGACUGUUUACUGUACAGUGCCACCUACAUUGUGCAAUUAGUCCAACGUGCCUGCCACUUGUUACAGUCAUUGCAAGAUUUACAAGUGGUUGUCUACCCGACAAGUGGAUUUUGUCAGGUUUGAGCCAUCAGAGAAGUUAAGGUCCCAGACCGGGCAGAAGUGGGGUAUGCACGUGGUCUGUUUGAUCCGCAUAACCUGUACAUUAAUUAACAGACUUGUAACAUAAUGGUGUCAUGCUUUGUUUACAUGAUCACUUUCCUAUGCGAAGGGACAUGAUCCAUCAAGCCCCCAUAGGAAAGCGGUCCUGUAAACAAAGCGCAAUGUUGGUAUGUUUUAGGCUAUUAAGCCAUUAUAAGCCACUUUCAGUCUCUAUUUUGAUAGAAACAGCAACAGUUGUUUUCAUCUGAUCCAGUUUAUCCAGCCAGAUUAUUCUAAUGCAGGUGUAUAAGUUUUGUCCAUUUUUAGUUGUUUUGACAAUUUCAGUAAUAACUAUAUCAGCAGGCCAGAGUUUGAGCAUGCUAAAAAAAGUCUUCAUGUUUCCUACUUACCACUCAAUUCAGUCACCAAAUAGAGGGGUUAAGAAAGUAUACUUAGAUUACCUGCAUUCAUUUGGACAUUUUUAACAAAUAUUGGAUUUUCAAUGAUAUGUAAACAAGUGUUAUUCAUUAUAUUUGUGUCUUUGGUAAAAAUCAAGAUGUGAUUCCUCGUAGAGGUACAUACUGCUUGUAUUUGAUACAUGUUGACAAUUUAACAUCAGGGUGCACAUCAAACCUAAAGUGCAGUUAACAGUUGGUAAUCUUAAAUUAACUUCUGCCAUUUCCCUAGUUACAAUGGACUUAGCCUGAUUAUAUGUUUUUACCUCAAGAUCACCUUGAUCAUUUGAAACACAAAGAAGCCAGCAUUCAUGAGGGCCUUCUGAAAAUUGUUCCAAAGAGUGUAUUUUCAUGUUUAAUCUUUGUCACAUUUGAACCUAAUGCUUUGAGUAAACAUUAAUGUAUGUGGUAAGUUCUGAUGUCUUCAGGUCAUGUCAAACGUAGCAAUAGUGCACUUUUUAGAAAAUCAUGUUUAUGGCCUUAAAACAGUCGUUUGCCCUUUUUAUUUUCAGUGCAACAAUUUGUCAUCUGCCUUUACUCUUACACCCAUUUCAGACCGGCAUUCUGUGGUCACACUGAACCAAAUAGAAUUAAGAGCGACCCGGGUCGAUCCAACUGAACUUUAGUUUCAGAGAGACAGACUCAAUACAUACACAUUUUCAUUGGGUACAUCCCAUGAAAAGAGCAACGUCUGAAACCUGGUCGCUCUGGUGCUGUUCCGAGCGUCUUCAUGUAUCAAUCCUUCACAUGCUAAUAUAACUGGUCGCUCCUAAUUGUUUCAGACGUCAAACCUUCGCAAUGCUUAAUUCAAAAUUUACUGGUUCCAGAACGCCUGUCUGAAAUGGAAGUAAUUGUCCCCAAUCCUCCAAUUAUAAAUAACAGCAUGGUUAGGGUUAUCUCUAACCAUGCUGAACCCAACAAGGUUAUGCAGGAUUUCAAUGGUCCCUAGGGGGUUAGGGUUUUAAUGCAUGUAACAUUUCACACAUGGGAUGGAUAGGUAAGUGGGCCAAUGAAGAAUUUCUUGAUUUCCAAGCAGAUUCACUUUCAGUAUAUUCUUUUAAGCCUUCACCAUUUGUGUUUUGCAACUGUAAAUAUCGUACCAUUUUGCCUUUCUAUGUGUGUGAGUGUAUUUAAAAGCAAUGUACAAGUAAAAUGGAAGAAGUGAUAUGCCAAGUUUAUGCAUGUAAUUAGUACAUGUGUCUCAUGUACUUUUUAUGUACACAUAUAGCUGCCAGUGGAUCCUUUAGAAACAAAUCUAAUAUGUGACAAGCUAUUUCAGAAAUUGACCGAGAGUAUCCUACAAUGAUAGUUCAAAUACUACAUAGCUAUGUGCUACUUAUGGGCAUCGUGGGGGAGGGGAUAAGGGAGAUUCCCCUACCCCUCUCCUCCCCGGAAAUAAAUUUUAAAAAUUAAGAAAGGGGUUUAAAAAAAUGAAAGAAAAGGAGCAAAAGAGAUGAAAAUCACCGGUUUGCAUAAACAUCUGAAUUUACCCCCCCCCCCCUGCUGUUAGUGGUUUUCACUUUGCUGCUGAUGAAAUUUUUCCGUCCUCUCCCCCCAAAAAGUCCUGACGAUGCCCAAGAUACUGGACUUUGUAGUUUUUACUGUAGCACGAAAAUUCUUGUAUUCAUGGUUUGGUCACAGUUCUCCACAUCUGCACUAUUCCAGCAUUCCUAAGAUUGUUCCAAGCUAUCCAGAUAUAAGACCAAACUAUCUCAAAAGUGGAACUGUUUCUUGUACUUGUUAGUAAAUUGCCAGGAUGUUUUUCAUUUCACCUAAUAUCCUCUUCUAUAAAUGAAGCAGCUUGUCUUGUAGUCUGUGAUUAUAGGUUGUAAAUGCUUGUGGAUAAUAUCAUAUGCCCGUGUGAUUUUAUUUGAAUUAUUUCUGUCGUGCUAUAUAUGUGCAUAUUUUGUGAAAUAAAUUAAAUGGUCGUCGGCCUUAUUUGAUUUCGAAA
Molecule: messenger RNA, 6816 nt
Organism: Acanthaster planci (crown-of-thorns starfish)
Lineage: Eukaryota; Metazoa; Echinodermata; Asteroidea; Valvatida; Acanthasteridae
Gene: nek1
Product: NIMA related kinase 1
Biological process (GO): protein phosphorylation
Molecular function (GO): ATP binding; protein kinase activity
Source: RefSeq, a predicted model, not a curated record